Molecule: messenger RNA, 550 nt
Organism: Galeopterus variegatus (Sunda flying lemur)
Lineage: Eukaryota; Metazoa; Chordata; Mammalia; Dermoptera; Cynocephalidae
Gene: FRAT2
Product: frequently rearranged in advanced T-cell lymphomas 2
Exons: 1
Cellular component (GO): cytoplasm
Source: RefSeq, a predicted model, not a curated record
CCACCCGCGUCGGCUGAGGCGGUGGGCCCGGCGCCCCCGGGGGCUGUGCGCUGCGCCCUCGGGGACCGUGGCCGCGUGCGGGGCCGGGCUGCGCCCUACUGCGUGGCCGAGCUCGCCGCUGGCUCCAGCGCGCUGCCCGGGCCGUGCCGGCGAGGAUGGCUCCGGGACGCCGUCGCCUCCCGGAGUCUGCAGCAACGACGAUGGACCCAAGCUGGGACACGCGCAGGCGACGACGACCCGCACCGGCUCCUGCAGCAGCUCGUGCUCUCGGGAAACCUCAUCAAGGAGGCCGUGCGGAGGCUCCAGCGAGCCGUCGCUGCGGUUGCAGCCACGGGCCCCGCGGACGCCCCUGGGCCUGGUGGCGGCCGCAGUGGACCAGACCCUGUCGCCCUGCAGCCUUCGGGCACCUUGCUCUGACCCGGGCCUCCUGAAGGAGGAAGAGGUGACCGCUGCGCAGACCCAGCCACGUCCCGCCCCAUCACCAACCCUGACCUGAAGCCGCCGUCGCCAUCCUGGGAGCGACCGCCUAGGCUGCGGGGAGGCGCGUGGG